Dichotomopilus funicola is the source of this 1551-nucleotide messenger RNA. RefSeq lists its product as uncharacterized. The transcript has 2 exons. The record is from RefSeq and is a predicted model, not a curated record. NCBI's taxonomy places the organism in Eukaryota, Fungi, Ascomycota, Sordariomycetes, Sordariales, Chaetomiaceae. The annotation marks the transcript as partial.
CCCGAAGCCGUAGUCGUGCACGCCGACUGCCUCACGAUCUUCCGGCACGAGUGCAGGGUGCAGGGGAUUUUAGACGCGAUGGGCCGGCUUUGGACCGCGGUCGCGUGGGCAACCCCAUGGCAAGGCGCAGCCCCCGUACAUCAUUUCUCGCCCCCCAAUCUCACGAUCGAUGGGCUCCUGGUUGCGGCGAUCCGGUCGGCUGGGUUUCCGGCGCUUAGCGCGUUGCCGUUGGAACUUUUGGAGAUGAUUCAUUACCAUUCGAGACACGCGGCGUUGUGGAGGUGCCUUGCCGUGCUGCGGUUGGUGGCGCACAUCGCGGCCACCGAGCCAGAACCACUGCGCUUGAUCCCGCUCAAGAGUACCUCUGCUUGGGCCCGCGGGCAAGAGCCUGUGUGGGUUGCUGCGGGAGUGACUGCCCCAGGGGUUUUGCGGUUCACUCUCGAUCUGAACGGCAUCAGUAGCCUAGAGCGCCUCGAGAGCUGGCCAGAGGACGCUGGCAAGCAAAGUACUCAGUCGACUUUUAUUGUCGAGCGUGAACACAGCAUGUUAGAAUCCCUGGCGAUGGUACUUUAUAAGGACGGACGGUUGCGCUUCAAGAGGAGCGAUGCGCGGUCACCGAAAAUCCCAGUGUGGAACACGCCAACGCCUCCAAAUGAGAUUGAAAUGGGCGUGGGGUACCCGGAUACACAUUUCUUCUACGCUACCAGCCUAGAUAAGAUUCGAGGCAUCACCUUCUUCUUCACCUAUGCCGCUUUCUGUGGUGUGCAUAUCCAUCACGACCAACAUCCAUCAUCCGGCGCAUGGGCGACGUUCAACCGCGUUUUUGCCCCGCAGCGGCCCCGACAGACGGUGACCUGGAUAUACUUGCCCCUACCCGAAGACGAUCGGGUCGUCGGUCUUGGUUUGCGAAAGGAACGUCGUCGAUGCAACCACAGCAUACUCGUCCGGACGGAACGCAGCGGUAGCUUCGUUAUCGGAUUUGUACACAAGCUGCAAACUUUUGAUUACUGUCUGGCCGCAUCCGCCCCCAUCACUCUGUUCCAAGGGGAUGAGAAACGGCCAUGGGCUAGACCCAUGUUCAGCGCGUACUCUAAGAAUGCGCGUAUGCUCCAAGGUAAUGACGAGGAAGAUUUCCCCAAGAGCUUCGCCUCAGCCUCUGCCUCACCCAGAAUCGGCCCCACCACCGGCAACCCGAGAAUACCGAGUUACUUCUCAUGGGCACCGCUGGAGGGUGUUCGAUCAGCGCAAGUCUUCCAACAUCCGGACACCGGACGUUGCCGGGGUAUCAUCUUCCGCUACCGAAGCGGCGGCGCGCGCGCUGUCGGGGAGUGCCGGGUGGGCGUUGAUCCGGCCCAGCUCACGACUGAACCAGCGAUGCUGUACUUCCGAACCGAAGUGUUCCGCCCGAACUCUCCCUUGGUGUUUUUAAAACGAUUGUGGAUCAAAUUUGGGCAGGCUGAGGCGCCGAUGGAUGACUGGGAACGAGUCCCAAUGCGUGGGCGGAUUAACUUCUGGUUUACGCCUGAAUCCUUGGCGUUCACGGUGGAGUGA